Messenger RNA from Orbicella faveolata, 1776 nucleotides. RefSeq lists its product as uncharacterized. Gene Ontology annotation, biological process: DNA integration. Gene Ontology annotation, molecular function: nucleic acid binding. Lineage: Eukaryota; Metazoa; Cnidaria; Anthozoa; Scleractinia; Merulinidae. The record is from RefSeq and is a predicted model, not a curated record.
AUGGGGCUAAGGUGGUACGUUGUGCAGCUGCAUCUGCCAUUUGCCAUUUUCACAAAGGAGCAGAAAUCAGAAAGAAAAUCAUGGAAAGACUCUCUGUUUCACAUGGCUCCCAUACAAGUAGCUCAAUUGACAUCAGGGACAGAAAGAGAUUUGGUAACAAAGUCGGAGAAGGGUGAUGUCUAUCCAUACUGCCUGAAAAUAGCCGUGCAGGAAAUGGUGGACAAAAACCUUCAAGAAUACCCUGAUCACAAAGGAUUUAGGGUGUUUGUUGUUGGAUAUCUUAUACUGCAUCACUUUGUUUUAUACACCAGUUUGGUAACAAAGUCGGAGAAGGGUGAUGUCUAUCCAUACUGCCUGAAAAUAGCCGUGCAGGAAAUGGUGGACAAAAACCUUCAAGAAUACCCUGAUCACAAAGGAUUUAGGAUAGUCCCAAUUACCCUUGAAGAGUUACAAAAUGCAGAAAAGGAAAUUGUGAGACACGUUCAAGAAGAAAGUUUCGAAGAGGAAUUGGCCAUAUUGAGAAAGGCAUCAUCCACGCCAUCAUCCUCACCCCCCUCAGGUGAACAGAAAUCAAAGCAUCAGGUCAAGAAAUCGAGCAAGAUCAUCAAACUUGAUCCCCGGAUGAUUGACGGCUUGUUGUGUGUCAGAGGGAGGAUAGCCAAUGGACCCUUCCAGCAGCGUGUAAAGCAUCCAGUAAUUUUGCCAAAGUCUCACCACAUUGUUCCCCUCAUCAUAAGCCAGUAUCAUCAUGUUUCUGGUCAUUCAGGAGUGGAACAUGUUCUUAGCCUGAUUGGAGAGAAGUUCUCGAUUGUCGGCGCCAGAACAGCAGUGCGAAGAUAUCUAAAUACCUGCGUUGCUUGCAAGAGAAGACAAGCCCAUGUUGGUGAACAGAAAAUGGCGGAUUUGCCACUAGGCAGAAUUACACCUGACGAACCUCCAUUCACCUAUGUGGGAGUCGACUGCUUUGGCCCGUUCCUGAUUCGCCGUGGAAGAACAGUAGUUAAGCGUUACGGCGUGCUUUUCAGGCGAUUUGUUGCAAGAAGAGGAUCUCCGGAACUGAUAAGAUCCGACAACGGCAGCAAUUUUGUAUCAGGAGAACGCGAGCUUAACCGCUCUAUCAAAGAAUGGAACCAGGAAAAAAUCGCCGAUUUCCUACUUCAAAGAAACGUCCAGUGGGCAUUCAACCCUCCAUGUGGGUCCCACCAUGGUGGUCCAUGGGAACGUUGCAUAAGGACAGUAAGAAAGGUCUUAAACGCACUGGUCAGGGAGCAAGUACUGGAUGACGAAGGGCUGUCAACAUUCAUGUGCGAAGCGGAGUCAAUCGUAAACAGCAGGCCCUUGACAAAGGUCUCAGACGACGUCCGCGACCUCGAACCCCUCACGCCUAAUCACCUUCUCCUCUUUCGGUACAGCCAACCGUUUCCUCCUGGAAUCUUUGCCAAGGACAUAUACUCCAGACGCAGGUGGAGGCAAGUCCAGUACUUAUCGGAUGUAUUUUGGCGCAGAUGGGUAAAGGAAUAUAUCCCAACUUUGCAACAGAGGCAAAAAUGGUUCAGGCCGCGCCGAAAUUUUCAAAUCGGAGACAUCGUACUGCUCACAGAUGAGAAGUCACCAAGGGGUUUAUGGCCACUUGCACGCAUAACCGGGAUUAAGACAAACCAGCGAGACCGUCUAGUAAGAAGCGUCAAGCUGAAAACAAAAUCAAGCACACUCGAACGUCCUAUAGACAAGAUCGUCUUACUUGAAGGAGCAGCUGAAGUUGCGGAGGAAGCUUAA